AUGCAGGUCAAUAUUGAUGAAAUUUGUGAUUCAGUGAUUAGAAUGAGUGGUAACGAGCAGUCACGAUCUGGCUCCGGCAAUGGAAUCGGCAAUGGCAACGGUGAGGGUAUUCCAGAUGAUUUACGGUGCAAGAGAUCGGAUGGUAAACAGUGGAGAUGUACUGCAAAGUCCAUGCCGGAUAAGACUGUAUGUGAGAAGCACUACAUCCAGGCGAAGAAACGGGCUGCUAAUUCGGCUUUCCGGGCGAACCAGAAGAAAGCGAAAAGGAGAUCCCCAUUGGGCGAGACUGAUACAUAUUCGGAAGGGAAGACGGAUGAUUUUGGGAUACCUAUGAACAGCAUUGAGGACUAUGGUAACGGUCUUGCCUCCGCUUCCAAGAAUAAUAGUAUUAGAGAGAAGAGACCUAAUAAAAGCCUGAUUCACUCGUGUGAGACACCAAUAUCGAGGAAUGGCUCUCCACGUGUUGCAGUGGAUUUGAACGAUGAUUUGGCUGGAGAUGCUGGAAUGUUUGAAGAGCCCCACAGAUCCUAUAGGGCAGCACCAUCUGCUUCUAUAAUGGACCCGUCACGCAACAGAUCGCUCCAAAGCAUGAGUCCGAUGGAAUACUCAACAGAGAGUACAGAUGUGUCUGCAGAGUCCUUGGGGCAAGUUUGCCAUCAAUGCCAAAGAAAAGAUAGAGAUAGAAUAAUUUCGUGCCUCAAAUGCAAUCUAAUAGCCUUCUGCGACACUUGUAUAUCGACAAGGUACUCGGAGAUAUCACUUGAAGAAGUCGAGAAAGUAUGCCCUGUUUGUCGUGGUUUGUGUAAUUGCAAAUCUUGCCUGCGUUCUGAUAAUACAAUAAAGGUACGGAUCCGGGAAUUAUCCGUUUUGGACAAGAUGCAGUAUCUUUAUCGUCUACUAUCUGCUGUCCUUCCAGUGAUAAAGCAGAUCCAUCUUGAUCAAUGUACAGAAGUAGAACUAGAGAAGAGGCUUCGUGGAGCUGAGAUUGAUCUUGUCAGGGCAAGAUUGAAAGCAGAUGAGCAGAUGUGCUGCAACGUGUGUCGGAUACCAGUUGUUGACUAUUACCGUCAUUGUUCUAACUGCUCGUAUGACCUAUGCCUGCGAUGCUGUCAAGAUCUACGCGCAGAGUCUUUGGUUGAGAUUAGCGGGACCAACCAAAUUAUAAAAGACCAAACAGACGUUCCGAAACUAAAACUAGACUUUUCAUACAAGUUUCCUGAGUGGGAAGCCAACGGUGAUGGGAGUAUCCCCUGCCCUCCUAAGGAGUAUGGAGGUUGCGGUUCCCGGUCUUUGAAUCUUGCUCGCAUUUUCAAGAUGAAUUGGGUUGCAAAACUUGUGAAAAAUGCAGAGGAGAUGGUUAAUGGCUGCAAGGUAUCUGAUCUUCAGAAACCUGAAUUGUGUGACUCCAGAUUUUGCAAAUUUGCUGAGAGAGAGGAGAGCGAUGACAACUUCGUGUACAGCCCAUCGCUUGAAACAAUUAAAUCUGAUGGAGUAGCUAAGUUUGAGAAACAAUGGGCAGAGGGUCGGCUUGUUAUUGUAAAAAAGGUACUUGAUGAGUCAUCUUUCUCUAGAUGGGAUCCUGAGACUAUUUGGAGAGAUAUAGACGAGAUUUCAGAUGAGAAAUCGAGAGAAGAUGAUCCAUUCUUGAAGGCCAUAAAUUGCUUGGAUGGGUCAGAGGCUGAUGUCAGACUUGGAGAGUUUACAAAAGCAUAUAGAGAUGGAAGAAACCAAGAGACUGGUCUUCUUCCGCUAUUGUACAAGUUAAAGGACUGGCCGAGCCCAAGUGCUUCUGAGGAUUUCAUUUUCUACCAAAGACCUGAGUUUAUCAGAAGAUUUCCAUUCCUGGAGUACAUACAUCCCCGGUUAGGCCUUUUGAACGUUGCAGCCAAGUUGCCUCAUUACUCGCUCCAAAACGAUGCUGGUCCAAAGAUUUAUGUGUCUUGUGGGACAUACCAAGAAAUGGGUGCUGGUGAUUCAUUGACUAGUAUUCACUACAGUAUGCGCGACAUGGUUUACCUCUUGGUGCACACAUCUGAAGGAACAAAAUUCGAAAGGGUGAGAGAGACGAAACCCGGUCCAGGAGAAACCGACGAGAAGAUGGGUGAAAAUGAGUCACUUCCUAGUCCUGAGGAAAAAUUAAAGGAUGGAGAGUUGCAUGAUCUAACACUUAGUAGUGUAAAUACGGAGCAGAAUGAAUCUGAGAUGAUGUUGACUGUGAAUCCAGAGAACAUAACGGAUCACGGUCACAACUUGGAAUCUUCUUGCACGUCAUCAGGUGAAGGAGGAGCCCAGUGGGAUGUCUUUCGACGCCAAGACGUCCCAAAGCUAGCCGAGUAUCUGCAGAAAACAUUCCAGAAGCCUGAUAGUUUUAAGACUGAUUUUGUGUCAGGCCCGUUGUAUGAAGGAUUGUACAUAAAUGAGCACCACAAGAGACAACUAAAAGACGAGUUUGGAGUUGAGCCAUGGACGUUUGAGCAAUGUCGCGGUGAGGCUAUCUUCAUUCCGGCUGGAUGUCCGUUCCAAGUCCGGGAUCUUCAGUCGAAUGUUCAGGUGGCACUCGACUUCUUGUGCCCUGAAAGUGUUGGAGAGUCAGCAAGACUAGCUGAAGAAAUCCGGUGUUUACCGAACGACCAUGAGGCCAAAAUUCAGAUUCUAGAGAUUGGAAAGAUAUCGUUAUACGCAGCUAGCUCAGCGAUCAAAGAGGUUCAGAAACUGGUCUUGGAUCCAAAAUUUGGAGCAGAGCUUGGUUUUGAGGACCCAAAUUUAACAAAAGCAGUGUCUCACAACUUGGACAGGGCAAUGAAGCGGCCGCAGCAAAUCAGCUGCACUUGA
Arabis nemorensis is the source of this 2832-nucleotide messenger RNA. The record is from the annotation of a GenBank genome assembly. NCBI's taxonomy places the organism in Eukaryota, Viridiplantae, Streptophyta, Magnoliopsida, Brassicales, Brassicaceae.